Sorex araneus (European shrew) is the source of this 348-nucleotide messenger RNA. RefSeq names its product small ubiquitin-related modifier 2-like. Gene Ontology annotation, cellular component: nucleus. The coding region runs from base 1 to 348 and encodes 115 amino acids. Gene Ontology annotation, molecular function: protein tag activity; ubiquitin-like protein ligase binding. Gene Ontology annotation, biological process: protein sumoylation. The transcript is spliced from 3 exons. The record is from RefSeq and is a predicted model, not a curated record. Lineage: Eukaryota; Metazoa; Chordata; Mammalia; Eulipotyphla; Soricidae.
AUGGGUAAGGCACUUAAGAAUGAGAAUUCAUUGUCUUACAUUCUUCUUUCCCUAGAUUCUCCUGUACUCACAUCAGCUUCACUUCGAGAGAGCGAUAAAAAGCCCAAGGAAGGCAUCAAGACUGAGAACAAUGAUCAUGUUAAUUUGAAGAUGGCGGGUCAGGAUGGUUCUGUGGUGCAGCUUAAGAGUAAGAGGCAUACACCACUUAGUAAACUAAUGAAAGCCCAUGGUGAACAACAGGGUUUACACACCACAAUGUUGGAAAUGGAGGAUGUGGAUACAAUUGAUGUGUUCCAGCAGCAGACAGGACGGAUCUACUUAAAAAGAGAACCUGCUACUUUACUUUAA